GGUCCUUCCUUCCAGCCCGGCCCGGCUCGGCUUCCCCUGCGCUCUGGCCCCCGCGCCUCCAGCCCGGCCGCGAACCCCCAGCCCGGCGGCGGCUGCAGCGCCGGUCCCGCUCCUGUGGCUGCCGCUGCCCGUGUUUCCCUGCGCGCAGCCCCAGCUCCGAGCCCCGGCCGCGCUGCCCCUCGGUCUGGUCCCUGCUCUGAGCUCCGCUGCGUUCCUGGGGCCUGCCCCGUUCUGGGGAGUGUCUGCUCCCUGCUUCUCCGUGCCCAGCCCCCGGGGCACUCUUUAUCCGUGCCCCCCUCUUCUGUGCCCAACCCCUGGGGCACACUCCCCUUCUGUGCCCACUUCCCUGGGACACUCCCCAUCUCUGCACCCCCCAGGACCCCCUUCUUCUGUGCCCAGCCCCCGGGACACUUCCCAGCUGUGCCCACACCCCCAGUGCCCCCUCUUCUGUGCCUACUUCCCUGUGACACUCCCCAUCUCUGCACCCCUCAGGACCCCCCUCUUCUGUGACCGGCCCCCGGGACACUUCCCAUCUGUGCCCACACCCCCAGUGCCCCCCUCUUCUGUGCCCAGUGCCCAGGACACUCCCCAUCUCUGCACCCCCUUCUGUGCCCAGCCCGCGGUGCACUCCCCAUCUGUGCCCAGCCCCUGGGGCACUCCCCAUCUGUGCCCAACCUCUGCAGAGAUUCCCGGAUCGUGCCCAUGGGCAUCGCCAGGUUGGCCGAUGUGAUUAAGGAGGAGGCUGCGGAGGCCGUGAGCUCAUUCCCUCUGCGACAAUAUCGAGACCGCGUCAUAGCCCUGGACGCGUCCAUUGCCAUUUACCAGUUCCGCACGGCCAUGCCGAAGCUCUUCAACCGUAACGGGGAGAACAUCAGUCACUUGCAGGGGCUGUUUUACCGGACGCUGCAUCUCCUGGAAAAUGGCAUCAAACCGGUGUUUGUGUUUGACGGGCAGCCCCCUGACCUCAAGCAGCCACUGUUGGCCAAGCGGGCGGAGGCUGCCGGGGCUAGGAGAGACGCUGUAGAGUCCCACCGGGCUGAAAACCUGCCGCGGCCCCUGAAGCAGGAUUGCGAGACCCUGCUGAGCUACCUGGGUGUGCCAUAUGUGCAGGCUCCGGCUGAGGCGGAAGCCACCUGCGCAGCUCUGGUGAAGUCUGGCAAGGUUUGGUGCACGGCCACGGAAGACAUGGACGCGCUGCCUUUCGGGAGCCUCCGUCUGAUCCGCCACCUGAGCUCCAAGAACAACUGUGAAGUAGAAGAGUUUUCCCUGCCGGACAUUCUGCAGAAGCUGGGCAUGACUCAGGAGCAGUUCGUAGACCUGUGCAUCCUGCUGGGCUGUGACUACUGUGGGAAGAUCUGGCGGCUGGGCCCCAAAAAGGCCCUCAAGCUGCUGCAGCAACAUGGGACAAUCGAGCAGGUUCUCCAGAACAUCGACCCGCAGAAGCACCCGCUGCCCGCCAACUGGGACCUGGAGGGAGCUCGCAGGCUCUUCUUGCAGCCGGAGGUGGCCGACCCGGGCCGGAUAACGCUGGAGUGGCGCGACCCCGACCCAGAGGGGCUGGUGCGGUUCCUCGCCCAUGAGAAGCACAUGAACGAGUUGCGGGUGUGCCGGCGGCUGCAGCGGUGGCAGGAGGCCCAGCCCAAGCCCGAGGAGGCCGAGCCCAAGCAGCGAGCGCCCCGGGAGGGCGGGAGGCAGCAGAAGCUGGGCGAGUUCUUCCCAGCCAGCAAACGGGCACGUCCGCCGGAGGUGCCUGGCCCCCGGCCCAGCAGGAAGAGACAGAAACCGCAGGUGGGGACGCCCAGGGAAGUGGGCAGCCCGGAGCCAGGAAAGUGAGAUGCUGGCCUUGCUCCUGCUCCUGCCCCAGCGCCCAUACGCUGCCGUCUGCUCUCCUCCAGGCCGUCUGCCUGCUGUGCCCAGUGGGCAGCCGGGGCAACAUGCCGGGAGCCCAGUGGCUGCACCUGAUGGGCACGGACGGAACCAAAUCGCAGCCGCUCUCCGCUUUAAUGCCCAGGUGCAGGCCAUGCUCCAGCAUGCGAUACGGCCCAGACAAGGCACUGCAUGCUGGGAGCUGUAGUCUGUGCCGGCUGCCCACUGGUGCUGUCCUUACGAGACAGCCGCAUGGCCUGUGGCCCAUGGGUACAAAGUGGGGUGUGCGUGUGUGUGUGUGUGUUAUGAGGGGCAGGAGCAGCCGGCUGGACAGGUUGGUUCAGUAGCCCCAUCCUGAGAGCACCAACAGAUUCUGCGGGUCGGGAUUGAGGGGCACCGGCAGAGCUGGGGGAGACACCCCAAGGGCUGGGAUAGCGGGGGGCUGUGGGUCGGGAUGGAGGGACCCCGGCGGAGCGGGGGGGGACCCCAGGGCUAGGAUAGGGGGCUGUGGGUUGGGAUUGAGGGGCGCUGGCAGAACUGGGUUGGGCCAGUGCCUGGUAGCAGCAAGUUGAUGCCAAAGUUGGCCACCUUUCAGAACUCUCCCAGGUUUCUGCUGCCAGGCCCAUCACUGGUAUCUGGGCACCAGGGCCCAGAACCACUAAGCGACUUGCCCAAGGUCACACAGGAGGCUUUGGCAGAGGCGGGAUUAGAACCCAGCUCUCCUGAGCCUCCAGUGCUUGGAUCACAGGCUUGUCCUUCCUGUUGGAGAGAGUCCGACCGGAGCGCUCUUCAUCCCUCAGCUGCCUGGUGCGCCAAGGGGGAGGCGGCUUGUUUUGGGUACCCAAGGGAGCAGAAUGGGAAGAAUGAAUGUGAAUAUGGGGAGUGACUCUGAGGCUGGGAGAUGGAUCCGGCUGUGGGAUCAUCCGCCAGGGACAUUUCAAAGCAGGCCGGCCUGAGGAGCAUGGCAGGGGAGCACACACCAUCCUGCCCCAGUGUGUGGACCAGGCAGGCCCGCUAGCGCUAGAGGGAGGCCACGAUCUGCCCCGGAGCAGCCCCUUCUCUGCGCUGCACGGCUCGGCUGAGCGACCGCGGCACCGCCCUGCCCUGCUCAUCAGCUGACGAAUGGUCCCGGUUCUUGGGGCGGCCUCUGCUCCUCGGUGUAGCCUGGACUGUCCCCGCUCCCCGAGGGGCUGUCGGGGAGGAGCCCUGGUGUCUCAGCCGGUGAGCAAAGGGCUAAGUGAAGCCCAGAUGUGGGGCAGAGACCCCAGGGCCCCAGAAGGGGGCAGCAGAGAUGGGAGGGGCCCAGCACAGGGAAGAUGAUUGAGGGUUUAUUCAAGUACAUCCAGGGGUGAGAAAUCUCAGUAGCUGAGAAUGGGUCUGACUUUACGGCGCUGCCGUGGCCUGUCCCGGUGCAGGCCCAGAACUCCCCCCCGCCCCUUGCUUUCAUUAGCUCUGCUGCACCCAGACCUGCCCCGGUGCCAGGCCCUGCUGGGCAUGGCCACGCUGCAGCUGGGCGUGAGCCUCACGUGUCCCCGACUGGUACCAGCGGCACUCGUGCCACAAAGAGCAGGGGAGAUUUCCGGCUCCCCAGCCUAGGAGUCAGGUGGUAUCUGAUGGGGCUGGGAGCUCACGCCCAGCUGCUGUGUAGACGUGCCCGCUGCGGCUCUCCCACUAUCUCCACCCUGGCCAGCCCAGCGGGGCGCCAGGCCCCGUCUCCUGCUCUGUUCUGGGAGCUCAGCAAUAAAGUCGGAGGUGAUACAAUUCA
Trachemys scripta elegans is the source of this 3631-nucleotide messenger RNA. RefSeq names its product flap endonuclease 1-like. Bases 703 to 1833 code for a protein of 376 amino acids. NCBI's taxonomy places the organism in Eukaryota, Metazoa, Chordata, Testudines, Emydidae. The transcript has 11 exons. The record is from RefSeq and is a predicted model, not a curated record. Gene Ontology annotation, molecular function: magnesium ion binding; 5'-3' exonuclease activity; 5'-flap endonuclease activity. Gene Ontology annotation, cellular component: nucleus.